Molecule: messenger RNA, 3267 nt
Organism: Gryllus bimaculatus (two-spotted cricket)
Lineage: Eukaryota; Metazoa; Arthropoda; Insecta; Orthoptera; Gryllidae
Source: the annotation of a GenBank genome assembly
AUGACGAUAUCGAUCUGACCAUUGGGUAGCACAGGUCGGCGCGUUGUUCGCCUUUCGAGUGAUGAAGGUUAUGAUUUUGGAAUUAAUGUGUGAAGGAAAUAAUUGUUAAGCGAACAUGAUUCUUAUAUGCGCGGAUUGGAAAGACAGUGAACAAAUAUUCAAAUAAACUAUCGUCUUACUCUUUUCUCGUGACAGUUUUCGAGAAUCGUGAUGAGUGAUCCUGUUGUUAUGGAUACGAAUGAUUUGGAAACUGAAAAGACGCGUGAAAAUACAGCAGCAGAAGAAGAAAACCUCCCCAAUCUGACACCAAAUGUUGGAGAAGUUGAAGAAAAUAUGACACAUUUCACCUUAGAAAUGGAUGAAUCUUUUCUUGUGGAUGAAUCUUACAUGAUAAAUGAGGAUUUUCCUGGAACAUCUGAUGAACCUUAUGAGUUUGCAGAGGAAAAAUUGGACAUAGAUCAUGGAGAAUUUGCAGAGGAAAUGGACUACACUGAAGAGAUAAGACCACUUGAGAUGCACUCUUCUAAGGUCUCAGAGCAAGAGGUGCCAUCAGACAAUGCCGUGCAGGCAAGGAGUACAGCUCAAGAAGCGAUUAUAUCAGAAACUGAGGUGCAGCAGUCAGUUCCUGGUUCUACACAAUCAGUGCCUGUAACGUCUCUUCCAAAUGUAUCAAAAGAGCCCACUUAUAAGAUGACAGCUCAUAUUAGUCGUGUAAGUCAAGGAAUGGUAGGAUCUGCCUCAACUUCAGCUAAUGCUCUACACAGUACUUCAAAUUUGCGACAGUUGUACAUGUUGCAAAAAAUGAUGAAUAUGCGCCAAGUGGGUAUUCUGCAGCAAAGAAUGAAUGUGCCUAACUUAGGCUCAUCCAAUCUGAGAAUGAUGCAUAACAUAACAGGAGCAUCACAGUUAUCUCUUAAUCAACAACAAAUGAACUUCUUGCGGUUAGGAGUUCCAAGGCUGCGUGGGCUGCCAGUUGGAUGGGUACAAAAUAGAAUGGGUUCACCCAGAGUUCAUUUACAAGCACAGAGGUCACAGCUCAAUUUGAGAUUUCCGCAACCAGAUUUGUUACGUGUAGGCAUGUUACAAGGUGCAAGAAGCAUUCCCCCAAUACAUACCCAAACAUCUACUUUAAAUAAGCAACAACAGCUGCAGCAGCAACAGCAACAAAAGCUAUUGCAACUGGAACUACAACAGCAGCAACUUCAAAAGCAGCAGCAACAAUUACAAUUGCAACUUCAGCAGCAACAGAAUCAGCUACAGCUACAACAUCAACAGCAGCAGCCAUUAAUGCAGCAAGGACAAGCCUUACAAGCUCAAUUAAAUAUAUUGAGAAACAUCAGAGCUCAGUCUUUGACAGCAAAUACAAUGCCCCUAGGUGUGCCACAAGGUGUAAAUGCAUCACCAAUAAACAUUUCUCAGAAUGUAGCCCAAGGGAGGACAUCAUCUGGAUGUUCAACUUCGUCUCAGCAACGUCAGCUGCCUGCAGUCACUGUGCAACCAGCAAAACUUCAACCAAAUGUUUUAAAUGUUCAGCAGAGAAUGAAUGUGAAUCCAUUGGUCCCAGAUAUCUCUCAGUUAAGUGUUAAUACUGCACACAGUGCUAAAAGUACAACACAGCUGAUUGGAAAUAGGCUGCAGGUAAGGGUGCCCCAAAUACCAUCAAAUAUUUUGCAACUGAGAGCACCCCAGCCUGGAAGCAUGCCACAUUUACAGAUGCAACAAUUAGUUGCUAAAGCUCAACAACUUGCUAGGAAUGUAGCACAGUUAAAUCCUCCAAGACCAGCUGCAAACAUGCUACAGGUUGGCACAUCACAGCUUUCAUCUAAUGUACCCACAGUUGGAAUACCUCAAGUAGUAUCAAAUGUGCCUCGUCUGAAUAUUCCAUCACUAGGAACAAACAUACCACAAAUUCUGAGAAAUGUGCAACAGCUAUGUCUUCAGCAACAAGCUACAAAUACUUCGCAGUUACAUAUGCGACAACUUUCUGGAAACAUUUCAUCAUUGUGUGCGCCUCAAAGUCCAGCUUCAAACCUAUCAAGUUUCAAUGUGCCCCUGCUGACAACAAAUGUUCCUCCAUUGACAUUAUCCCAGCAAUCAAGUGGACCACGUUUGGGAAUCCCACUUCCACCAACUAGUGUUCCAAAUUUAGGAUUGCGGGCAGGAAUGUCAAAUUUGACACAAAUAAACAUUCAUCAAUCCGCUUCUAAUGUAUCGCACCUGAAUUUGCAACCAAACGUGAGACCAUCUGCCCCACAAAUAGGUAUCCCUGAAUUGCUCAUGAAUCUCCCCCAAGCUACAAAUGUACCACAGAUGAGAACCACUGGAAGUGUUCUUCACCUUGGUGAAAGGUAUCAAAAGACAGCAGCUCCUCGAUACGAACGACUUCAGCGAUUAGAGGUUGAAGAGAAACAACAAAUACUUCCAAGGAGAGAGGAGGAACCACAAGAUGCUGGUGCCCAACAAAAAGUAACAGGUGUGACCCAGCAACAGUCAGGUGUUCUCCAGCAAUCUGUGAAUUCUUCUCAACAGUCAGCAAGUGCUCCCCAAGCUGUUGACGGGCAGAAGCGCAUAGCUUCUCAAUCAGAGAAAGAAUUUCUCAAAGGGGAGCUGGAGAAAAAAGAGGCAGCUAUUUUGAAGCGUAUUCAGAAGAGACGAGUGAGACAACAGUUAGCUCUUCUGAACUUAUGGAAGCGAUAUGAAAGAUAUCGUGUUGCAAGGGGCACCUAUGGAAUGAAAAGGAAAAAAAUUCAACAUCUUGGACUUCUGAAAACAGAUUUUAAUGCUUUAACUUUGAUUCUGGCAAAAUUAAACAUCGCCAAAAAAUUUUCCAAAAACAACAUUGCAAAACAUCACAGUUUUAAAUUACAUUUUAAAUAUAUUAUAUCUGAAGUCAAUAAGAAAAUGUAUGAUGAAUUUGAAUUGAUAUCUAGGAUUUUCAUAUCUACUGGCAUUAUUUGUAUGCAACAUUUUAUGUUCAGGAAGUUAGAAGGAUGUCUGAAAAUUGAUAAUCAUUGUGCCAAACUUUUUGGUGUAAUCAUAAAAAUAGUUAAAGGUGGUGUAAAAUUAGGUAAUUGUUCCUGUACAUUUAGUGCAUUAAAAGAACAAAAAAAAAAAAAUGUGGAAAGCACAUUAAAAAAAUAUUUACUGUCUUGCAUUUUUAACACUGUUGUAAAAAAUGUGAGAAAAAAGUGCACAAACAAGAAAACUGCUCAAAGCUUCUCAAAUUGUGAUAGUGUAAUUUUGAAACUUCUUGAUUCAGUUUGUGAA